Molecule: messenger RNA, 7624 nt
Organism: Xenopus tropicalis (tropical clawed frog)
Lineage: Eukaryota; Metazoa; Chordata; Amphibia; Anura; Pipidae
Product: zinc finger protein Xfin-like
Exons: 8
Coding region: 100-5394 (1764 amino acids)
Biological process (GO): regulation of DNA-templated transcription
Cellular component (GO): nucleus
Molecular function (GO): nucleic acid binding; zinc ion binding
Source: RefSeq, a predicted model, not a curated record
UCUCAUACUUACCCCCAGUGCCACAUUGGCUGAAUAGCAAGUGCAGUAUGAGCGGCCCUCCUGCACCCACUGAGCUGGGGGGCACUAACACUGGGGCUAAUGGGGCUCAUUGUGUUACAGGUGACGUUCCAGGAGGUGGCGCUGUACUUCUCCCGGGGGGAGUGGGAGCGGCUGAGUGAGGAGCAGAAGGAGCUGUACCGGGAGGUGAUGUUGGACAAUUACCAGCUGGUUCUGUCGCUCUGUCGGCCUGAGAUCAUAUCCAGAAUUGUGCUGGGCCAGGAGCCGUGCAUCGGCAGCCGGAGCAGUAGCGCAGAAGGGGGGCCAGCCAAUGACAGGCUGCUGCCAACUGGGCCAGCUUCAGAACUGAGCCAAGAGAAGCGCCAGAGACGAUACCCGAGGGUGAACCCACUGCGCUGGCUGCAGAGAGGAGGGAAGAGGAGAAAGAAAUGGAGGCACAGGAGAAGCAGAGGAACCAGCGCCGAGUCCAACAAUGGCAGCACCUUGCCCCCUCGGAACCCAAGUCCCAGUGGGACGUAUUCAGAACAAAGUCGGGAAGUACAGAGGCCGGUGGAGGCCAUAAAGCAAUGUAUCUCAGCGGCACAACCCUCUGCCCCAGGGCCGGGCAUGACUUCUGGGCUCUACACAGGGCUCUGUAUGAGGAAGGAGGUCCAGGCAGGUCAGGAGAAGGCGGAGACAUCCACACCGGGCACACAUGGUUCUGGCGGUCUGAGUGCAGGAGCAGAAACUGAUGUAACGCUCUUCAGCGAAGGUCAGGGACUGUGCAGUGGGUCGGUCCCAUUGGCCCAAAUACGAGAAGAAGGUUCUGUUACAGCUGAUGGAGCCGAGUGUUCCAUGGGACCCAAAGAUAAGGGUGUCGGAAGGUGGAGGCACGAAGGCAAUAGUACCCAAGAGACGAGCUUUCCAAAUGUCACCCUGAGGGAAAGUGAGGAAGAAAGGGACAAUGUGGACAGGCCACUGAUGGUAGAACCUACCGAUAAGGCUGAUGGAGAAGAUGGACUUACCCCCAGAACCUACAAGCACAGACCAUGGUGCCACAAGCACAGGGAACAUAAGGUUGAUAAAACUGUCAAAAAUAGACUCUCGAGCUGCAGAGAGAAGCGCGUCACCUUCAAUGAGGUGGUCACCAUGGUUAUAUUUGAAGCUUGUGGUGGGAAUGUCUCUGUUAGACCCAGCGGCAGAAGGAGCAGAAGCCCACCCAUCAGAACUCUGGAACAGUGGACUCCCAUCACACAAAGCCAGCCGCGUGCCAGUGUGGGAGCAGCGCAAACGCAGAGAAGCUCACAGUCAUGGGGAGAUCAUCCGGCGGCGGCGGUGGGGGGGGAUGAACACCAAGAAGCUGAAACUCGGAGCCAAGAGACAAAGAGAGAGAAUAUAGAGAGAGAAGAAAGGGAAUGUUUAGCCCCAGAUUCGAGAGAAUGCAACUCAAACUGCUGUGGUCUAACCCUGAGCAACGGAACCCAAACUGCUCAACACCAUUAUGCCCACCAUGAUGUUCCGCCAGGAAGUGCCGGAGCCAAUGAGAAUUCACAUGAUGGGAAUGAUACUUGUGUUUCAGAACAGAGACAGCCCAGUGAAGCCUCGGGGCCUGGACAGAAAACGGAAACACAAAGACAUUUUGGUGUGAGCUCAGAGGUCCAAAGUGGUCACAUGAUCUCUCAGACUGUUUGCCCCAUGCGGAAUAAUGAGGUCUCUCAGAACCCUGGCAGCGCUCGUAACAUUGCAGAACACGUGGAGCCCUGGGCCCCCCCUGGUAAAUGCCCAGUCAGCAGCUCCAAUGACUUUAGGCUUGAUCUGAGUUCUUCCAGUGGGAAGAUCUCUCCUGUAGAAGGUCAACAAAUGGAGGCCAGAUCCACGGAUCAGUGUUUCUUAGACUCAACAUCAAAGCAAAAUGGCGCAGUGCCCAAUCCUGACCAAUGUAUAAAAGCAGGGGAGGAGUAUGGAGUCGGCUAUAAGCAUGCCGCCCAGCUUAGUGAGCACGUGACCCAUCAGAAGGAAUUCCAGGAGGCCACGUGCGCUUCUCCGGUGAAGAAAACAAGAUGUUCCUCAGAGCGGGAACCGUACAUGUGCAAAGUGUGUGGGAAGGUCUUCACUCGCCAUUCCACCCUCAUGCACCACCACAGCAUCCACACCGGGGAGAAGCCAUUUGUCUGCCAGCAAUGUGGCAAAUGCUUCCGGGACGCUAACAACCUGAAGGUGCACACGAGGUCCCACACCAAGGAGAAGCCCUACACUUGCCUGGAGUGCGGGAAGAGGUUUGGCCAGACGUCCUCCCUGGCGGUUCAUCAGAGGACACACACGGACGAACGGCCCUUUCACUGCACCGACUGCGGCAAAAGCUUCACCGAUCGUUCCACGCUCCUUCAGCACCAGAGGAUCCACACCGGGGAGAAACCCUUCUCCUGCUCCUUUUGUGGCAAAAGGUUUACUCAGCAGGCCCACAUUGGGCGGCACGAGAAGAUCCACACGGGGGAGAGACCCUUUGGGUGCACGGUGUGCGGGAAACGCUUCAUAGACCGCUCCAAGCUCAUCAAACACGAGCGAAUACACACGAGAGUAAAGGUCUGUUUUGGUGGCUCCUCAGAGGAGGAGGAGCUUAUCCCAAGGGACAUAACUAAAGCCAGAUCCCAGCUGGUAAAGCCAGAGAAUUUGGCAACUGAACAGCCAAUCAGAGCAGAGGCUGUACUGGGCCUGUGGGGGACAGAUAUUGAGGGCACCAAUACAGUAGAAAUGGGUCUCAUCUCUAAUGGUUCCAGAAAGCCCCCCAAUAAGCUCCAGCUGGAGACCCACAGGAAAAGCCACAGUGGGGCAAAACCCUAUGUGUGCAAGGACUGCGGGAAGGUCUUCAACUGGGCCUCCAAACUGGCCGAACACCAAGUCACCCACUCGGGAAAGAGGCCCUUCCCCUGCACGGAAUGUUGGCGGAGAUUCACCCGCAAGGAGCACCUCCUGAGGCACCGGAAGGUCCACACCGGGGAGAAACCAUUCACCUGCCCAGAAUGUGGGAAAAGCUUCAGCCGCAAGGAGCACCUGGUCAGGCACCGCGAGGCCAAGGCGGCCGUGGGUGGAGGCCAUAGCAACGGCACCGGGUCAGUACCAGAUAUUUCCAUCAUCAAACUGGAGGUGACGUCCGACAUAGAGGGGGAGGAGCCACCCCGUAGCGCCGAGGAACUCAGGGAUUCGCCAACAACUGCCCCAGAUACCCCCGUUGGGGCACAAUCUGGCAUUCUCACAGCCGGGGUCAAGCGGGAACCAGAGGAAGACCUGCUGUCUCUAGAGCCCAAUCUGCCCCCGGUCCCUGCCCCUGGCCCCACUCUAUUGCACCAUGAAAUAAGCGGCACCCAGUGCCUGAGUUAUUACAUAGAACAGCGCCCCCUAGAGGCCCCUCCCAGCAGGAUGAGGAGGAGCUCCCUGGGGAGGAAGAUGUACAUCUGCAUGCAGUGUGGCCGCGUCACCCCCAACAAGUCCAACUACCUGAGGCACCUGAGGACCCACACGGGGGAGAAACCCUAUACCUGCCCUGAGUGUGGGAGGAGCUACAUUCAGAGCUCGCAGCUGGCGUUGCACAUUCAAAUCCACAUGGGGGAGAAACCCUAUACCUGCCCUGAGUGUGGCAAAACCUUCAGCCACAGCUCCCAGCUCUGUACCCACCGCAAGAGCCACACGGGGGAGAAACCCUAUACCUGCCCUGAGUGUGGCAAAACCUUCAGCCACAGCUCCCAGCUCUGUACCCACCGCAAGAGCCACACGGGGGAGAAACCCUAUACCUGCCCUGAGUGUGGCAAAACCUUCAGCCACAGCUCCCAGCUCUGUACCCACCGCAAGAGCCACACGGGGGAGAAACCCUAUACCUGCCCUGAGUGUGGCAAAACCUUCAGCCACAGCUCCCAGCUCUGUACCCACCGCAAGAGCCACACGGGGGAGAAACCCUAUACCUGCCCUGAGUGUGGCAAAACCUUCAGCCACAGCUCCCAGCUCUGUACCCACCGCAAGAGCCACACGGGGGAGAAACCCUAUACCUGCCCUGAGUGUGGCAAAACCUUCAGCCGCAGCUCCCAGCUCUGUACCCACCGCAAGAGCCACACGGGGGAGAAACCCUAUACCUGCCCUGAGUGUGGCAAAACCUUCAGCCGCAGCUCCCAGCUCUGUACCCACCGCAAGAGCCACACGGGGGAGAAACCCUAUACCUGCCCUGAGUGUGGCAAAACCUUCAGCCGCAGCUCCCAGCUCUGUACCCACCGCAAGAGCCACACGGGGGAGAAACCAUUCAGCUGCCGGGAGUGUGGGAAGCGUUUCGGCCGCUACUCGCAGGCGCUGAUCCACUUGCGCAGCCACACGGGGGAGAAACCCUACGCCUGCCCCCAGUGCGCCAAAGCCUUCGGUGACAAGAAGCAUUUAACGAGACACCAGAUGUCCCACUCCGGUGAGAGACCCUUCCCCUGCCCCCGGUGCGGAAAGAGCUUUCGCCGGAAAGAGCACCUGAGCCGCCAUCAGAAAAUGAGGGGUCCCCACUGCUUCCUGAACCCCACAAAGGGUCGGCAGAAGAGAGAGUGGACGUGGCAUCUCCAUGCAAAGCCCAAGGCGCCGGGACCGGUGGUGGGUAAUGAGGUGGCGCCACUGUAUCUGGGAGGGGAGAACCUCAGGGACCCGUUGGGUGCCCCUCAGAUUAACCCUUUGCAGCUGCUGCCCCCCCAUUCAGUAGGUACCAGUAGGCAGGGCAGGAGUGCGGGGGUGAAGGCACUGGGCAGGGGCCACAAGCAGAAGAAGUGCCCGUUCCUGUGCCCGGCCUGCGGCAAAGGCUUCAGUAGCAAAUCCAACUACCAGCGCCAUUACAGAACCCACACGGGGGAGAAGCCCUUUAUCUGCCCCCAGUGUGGCAAGGGAUUUGCCCAAAGCUCCCAGCUUGGCACCCACCUGAGGAUCCACACGGGGGAGAAGCCUUACUGCUGCGCCGACUGUGCCAAGAGGUUUCGGCAGAACUCCCAGCUGGUUACCCACCGUAGGACCCACACCGGGGAGAAACCAUACACCUGCCCGGAGUGUGGGAGGAGCUUCACUCGAUACGCGCACUUUGCCACCCACCAGAGGAGCCACAAAGGGGGGACCCUGUACCCCUGUACUGAGUGCGGCAAGAGCUUCACCCGCAGCUCCUGGCUCGGCAAACACCAGAGAAGCCACAGCGGGGAGAGACCCUACGGCUGCUCCGAGUGCCCCAAGCGCUUCAACCAGAAGGAGCUCCUUGUCCGGCACCAGCGCUCCCAUACGGGCGAGAGGCCCUACCCCUGCCCCAACUGUGCCAAAGGCUUUAGUAGGAAGGAGCAUCUGCUGCGGCACCAGAGACUGGGGGGUCGGUGCUCCCACAAUGCCCAGGCCUGACCCCCUCUCUUUGCCUUAGCAACGGGGAGACCACCCCGACCCUCAAGUGCCCGGGGGGCCCAGUCCUAGGCCAAUGUUCUGCCUACUGGUUAUUGUUUCUUCUUAUUUCCCCUUUAAUCCCUAAAGCUGGCCGUAUACUGGCCAAUAAUAUCUGCCCACUCCCUACAGACAGAGCUGGCAGCUUAUUGGCCAGUGUUUGGGGCCCAAUGAUGGUUCUGGGCAGAUAUCAAUCCAGUGAAGAAAUGGUCCAAUAAGGAGUGUUGGUGCCUUGAUGCAGUCUUUGCCCAACAGGUCUCCAUAGACCCCACUGUAUCCCCUCUGGCCAAUGAUCAGAGCGGCUCAGUUCAGUGUGGGUGUGUGGGUAACCAAUCAGAGCCCAGAUCAGUUAUUUGGGGGCCGGAUGAGUGGAUCAGGCAGUGUAUGGGCAUGGGAAUGGGGUACUUGCUGAAUGCCGGGUUGGACUGGCGGGUAUGGGGGUGAGUUGGGUUAUGGGGCUCAGUACUGUUAGUUCUAUUGCCCCCAGACUUUGGGUGGUGCCACUUACAGUUUGGGGUGACGGCACAGUUUGGGGUGCCACUUACAGUUUGGGGUGACGGCACAGUUUGGGGUGCCACUUACAGUUUGGGGUGCCGGCACAGUUUGGGGUGCCACUUACAGUUUGGGGUGCCGGCACAGUUUGGGGUUACGGCACAGUUUGGGGUGACGGCACAGUUUGGGAUGCCACUUACAGUUUGGGGUGCCGGCACAGUUUGGGGUUACGGCACAGUUUGGGGUGACGGCACAGUUUGGGGUGCCACUUACAGUUUGGGGUGACGGCACAGUUUGGGGUGCCACUUACAGUUUGGCGUGACGGCACAGUUUGGGGUGCCACUUACAGUUUGGGGUGACGGCACAGUUUGGGGUGACACUUACAGUUUGGGGUGCCGGCACAGUUUGGGGUGACACUUACAGUUUGGGGUGCCGGCACAGUUUGAGGUGACACUUACAGUUUGGGGUGACGGCACAGUUUGGGGUGACGGCACAGUUUGGGGUGACGGCACAGUUUGGGGUGACGGCACAGUUUGGGGUGACAUAGUUUGGGGUGCCACUUACAGUUUGGGGUGCCACUUACAGUUUGGGGUGCCGGCACAGUUUGGGGUGCCGGCACAGUUUGGGGUGACACUUACAGUUUGGGGUGACGGCACAGUUUGGGGUGACACUUACAGUUUGGGGUGCCGGCACAGUUUGGGGUGCCACUUACAGUUUGGGGUGACGGCACAGUUUGGGGUGACACAGUUUGGGGUGACGGCACAGUUUGGGGUGCCACUUACAGUUUGGGGUUACGGCACAGUUUGGGGUUACGGCACAGUUUGGGGUGCCACUUACAGUUUGGGGUUACGGCACAGUUUGGGGUUACGGCACAGUUUGGGGUGCCACUUACAGUUUGGGGUGACGGCACAGUUUGGGAUGACACUUACAGUUUGGGGUGACGGCACAGUUUGGGGUGACACUUACAAUUUGGGGUGACGGCACAGUUUGGGGUGACACUUACAAUUUGGGGUGACGGCACAGUUUGGGGUGUCACUUACAGUUUGGGGUGACGGCACAGUUUGGGGUGCCACUUACAGUUUGGGGUGCCGGCCCAGUUUGUGCAUUGGGUUGGGGCUAAAGAAAUGGACCCACCCAGGGCCCCCCCGGAGGCUUUGUGUCCCCAAUAAACAUUGGCCCUGGUGAUGUACUGGUUUGGGUUUGUACUGAUCCUGAGGCAGCCGCUUGGGUUCAUUAGUGGCCCUGUAACUGGGAUAUAGAAUAGUCCCUGCCCCAAGAGCUUGCAGUCCAUGUAUAAUUAGGGUCCUGCCCCACUGACAGUCGGAAUGUUACCCACAAUGCCCUGGGGCUCCUUUGGAUUUGCCAUGCCGGCACAGAGCCAACAUUUCCCAGAAUGCUCAGUAAAAGGGGCGGAUUCCCAAACAAACCUGCGGGUUAUUUCCCAGUGAAUAAACGUGCGAGGGACACGGGCACUUGUGCAACACCAACGUUUCUGCACUUUGGAACCAAACAGGAGCAGCGGGUUCAUUGGUUCCUGAGCUUUGGGUGCAGGUUCCCUCGGGUGCCAAUUAAAGGGGAACUAACACCUGAGAAGGAAUAGAGUGACAGAUGUCAAGGGACUGUGCAGCCCAAGUCCCCCCCUCUUUCGUUGCCCCACAAGCUCUUUUCAGAACAAACAUUAAAUAUGGAAUUUAUCUCGGCA